Messenger RNA from Odocoileus virginianus texanus, 195 nucleotides. NCBI's taxonomy places the organism in Eukaryota, Metazoa, Chordata, Mammalia, Artiodactyla, Cervidae. The record is from RefSeq and is a predicted model, not a curated record.
UGAGAGACAAUGGCCAAGAACAAACUCAGAGGGCAAAAGUCCAGGAAUGUAUUCCACAUAGCCAGCCAGAGAAGCUUGAAGGUUAAAAAUAAAGCAAAACCAGUUACCACAAAUCUUAAGAGGAUAAACAUUCAGUGUCAUGAAAACGUACCAGUUAAUGUUGAUGAGGCUACAAGAUUAAUGGCUCAGUUGUAA